This is a messenger RNA of Diceros bicornis minor, 1707 nucleotides long. It is a transcript of the gene DRAXIN, whose product is annotated as dorsal inhibitory axon guidance protein. NCBI's taxonomy places the organism in Eukaryota, Metazoa, Chordata, Mammalia, Perissodactyla, Rhinocerotidae. Gene Ontology annotation, biological process: axon guidance; Wnt signaling pathway. The transcript has 6 exons. Bases 8 to 1054 code for a protein of 348 amino acids. Gene Ontology annotation, cellular component: extracellular region. The record is from RefSeq and is a predicted model, not a curated record.
GGAGCCCAUGGCUGGGCCCACCACCCACAUUGCCUCCAUGCUGUUCCUCACCCUCCUGCUGCUCCUGGAGCUGAGCCUGGCAGGCUCCCUGGGACCUGGAGCCCCUGCUCAGAACCUCCCUGAGAAUCACAUCGACCUCCAGGGCCCAGCACUGUGGACACCUCAGGCCAGCCACCACCGCCGGCGUGGCCUGGGAAAGAAGGAGCGGGGCCCAGGCAUGCCUGGCCUGGCCCAGGAUGGGUCUGUGGUCACCGCCACCAGGCAGGCCUCCAGGCUGCCUGGGGCGGGGGCGCUGCUGCCUGGGCAGAAUCCUGCAGGCCUGCUGCAGGGCAAGGAUCUGCUCCUGGGGCUGGCGCUGCCCGACCCUGAGAAGGAGAACCGGUCUCCGAGGUCUGAGAGGGCGAAGAAACGCGGCAGGGAGCACAAGAGACGCAGGGAGAGGUUGAAACUGCACAGAGGCCGAGGCUUGGUCCGAGGUCCCAGCUCCCUGAUGAAGAAGGCAGAGCCCUCUGAAGACCAGGCACUGGACGCUGCAGUGGAGGAAUCCUCCACCAGCCUGGCCCCCACCAUACUCUACCUAACCACCUUCGAGGCAGCACCUGCCACGGAAGAGUCCCUGAUCCUGCCUGUCACAUCCCUGUGGCCCGAGGCUCAGCCCAGGCCUGACGGGGAGGUGAUGCCCACGCUGGACAUGGCCUUGUUCGACUGGACCGAUUAUGAAGACUUAAAACCGGAGGUCUGGCCCUCCACAAAGAAGAAAGAGAAACACCGGGGGAAACUCUCCAGCGAUGGUAACGAAACAUCACCAGCUGAAGGGGAGCCGUGCGACCAUCACCAGGACUGCCUGCCAGGGACCUGCUGCGACCUGCGGGAGCAUCUCUGCACGCCCCACAACCGAGGCCUCAACAACAAAUGCUUCGACGACUGCAUGUGCGUGGAAGGGCUGCGCUGCUACGCCAAAUUCCACCGGAACCGCAGGGUCACACGGAGGAAGGGGCGCUGCGUGGAGCCCGAGGCGGCCGACGGCGACCAGGGAUCCUUCAUCAACGUCUAGCGGCCCCGCGCGAGGCGCCUCCCACCGGCCCGGGGACGGAGCGCGGAGGUUUGCAGAAGCCGGGCAAUCUGUUCAUAACUAGCGGCGGGAGGUCAAAGGGGGACCAGAUGACUGAGGCUGCAGGUCGGGCCCAGAACGCGCAGCCCCGGCAGGGCAGCCCAGGAGCCCAGCAGCGGCGCAGCUGCGCCCACCACCCGGCCCCGGGGACGCACGGGCUGCGCCUGCCGGGGUCCCCGUUCUCCGCCAUGGCAAUGUCGAGAGUGCCCUCUACUGUCCGCCCGCACCACUGCAACAGCUUCCGGUUAAAAAACGAAGAGGUUGGUAAGCGGAAAAGACAUGGAAACUGCUUGAGAGGUAGGGACCCAAGGGCAGGGGAUGAAUACUGAGCACCUGCUACGCACCAGGCCCUGGGCUAGGCGCGUGGCACACGUUGUCUCAUUUGGUGAUCACCUGAUCUUGUAGAGCAGGCAUUAUCACCAUUUUAUAGGCGAGGAAACUGAGGCAGGGUUGGUUAUAUGACUUGCCCAGGGUCCCAGAUCGAUGCUCUUCAAACCUUAACCGGUGUAAGAAUCCCCGGGGGAUCUGGUUAAAAUGCAGACUCCACCUCAGGCGAUGCUGCGUUUCUAACAAGCUCCGGGGCCUGCUGCUGCUGC